AUGAUCAGCGCUCUCCACUGGAUCGCGAGGGGCAAAAGCCUUGCGCAUCCCAAAAAAUACGUUUUGGACAAUGCCGAAAUGGAACGAGUCUCCAAGAUGGCCAACAUUGAGUUCGAAGAUGCCAAAGCUCAACUCGAACGUGCUCAACGCGACAUUGCCCGUGGCAAAGAUCCUUUCGCUCCUAAUAACGAAGACCACAACGACGACGACAACGACGACGACGACGACGACGACGACGAAGAGGAAUGGAAAGAUGAUGAGGAGAUGAAAGACGAUUCCGCUGCCCCCUCCUCCACCACCGAUGCUAAGACAGAAGACCCAGACGAUCUCUCACGAUACAACCUGGACGAGUACGACGAAGAACCCACCGAUGUUGCCUCUGCAACCGCUGGUGCAUUCUCCAACAUCCGCGGCCUCGCAGUCUACCAGUCCAACGAAGACGAUCCAUACAUCACAGUUCAAGAUGCAGCUGAAAAGGAUGAUGAAGAGGAACGAGAAGAGUUGCAAAUCUACCCCACCGACAACUUGAUCAUCACUGCUAAGACGGAAGAUGACGUUUCGCAGCUCGAGGCAUAUGUCUAUGCUGCACAGGAUAGCAAUCUUUAUGUACAUCACGAUUUGAUGUUGCCUUCUUUCCCACUCUGUUUGGAGUGGUUGGAUUAUAGUCCGGCCAGAUCGGAGGCGGAUCAGAACAGUGGAAAGCCAGCGGGCGAGUUGGGAAACUUUAUUGCCGUGGGAACUAUGGAUCCGGAGAUCGAAGUGUGGAGUAUGGAUGUGGUUGAUGGAAUGUAUCCUGAUGCUAUUUUGGGUAGAAAGACGGAGACGGAGACGUUGAACGCACCCUUGGGUACGGGAAAGAAGAAGCGUAAACAGAGCAAAGCAAGGGUUGCAAACGAUGCCUACCACGUUGACGCUGUUCUCUCCCUCAGCUGGAACCCGGUUGCUCGUAAUCUCCUUGCUUCCGCAUCAGCAGAUUGCACGGUUAAGCUGUGGGACCUUUCGCGUCCUCACACCAGCGAAUCCUCCACCGCAUUCCGUUCUUUCGCCUCCCACACAGACAAAGUUCAAUCGGUAGCAUGGCAAUGCAAAGCCAUCGGUGGCGACGGCGCAUCUUCCGCUAACCCAGCUGUCCUUCUCACCGGCUCAUACGAUAAAACCAUCCGAAUAUUCGACACCCGCACUCCAGACCAAGCCACGAUGAUCGCCAUCGGUUCGGACAUUGAAUCCGUAGUAUGGAACGGUUGGUCCCCUUCCUCUUCCCAAUUCCUUUCCUCGCUCGAAUCUGGAAUCGUCCAAUCCUUCGAUAUCCGCAACCCCUCCACCCCCCUCUGGACUCUCCAAGCACACGAUACCGCCGCAACCGCCGUAGACAUCUCUCCUCACAUCCCUAACGCUAUCCUCACCGCUUCUUCCGAUCGAAGUAUCAAGUUGUGGAACCUUACCACUUCCGACUCCACCACCACACCUCCUUCUGCUAUCAACCUCGUCUUGUCGAGAGAUCUGGGUAUCGGAAAGAUCUUCGCUGCUACAUUCAGCCCUAAUGAUCCACUCACCCUUGCUGCUGCUGGCAGUGCAGGUCAGUUGCAAGUCUUUAACUCACUCAGCAAUGCAGGUGUCAGAAAGUCCUUCGGUGAUAGGUUGAGCAAGUUGGUAGGAGAAUUCAACAUCCAUCUCAAUCCAACAGAGACAAGUACAGCAGAUGGUAUCGUACGCGUUCAAGAUGAUGAUGACGACGAUGACGACGAUCAACCUGCUACCGGAGCGGACGAUAUGCAGGACUGA
This is a messenger RNA of Ustilago hordei, 1782 nucleotides long. RefSeq lists its product as uncharacterized. The coding region runs from base 1 to 1782 and encodes 593 amino acids. NCBI's taxonomy places the organism in Eukaryota, Fungi, Basidiomycota, Ustilaginomycetes, Ustilaginales, Ustilaginaceae. Gene Ontology annotation, molecular function: protein binding. Gene Ontology annotation, biological process: rRNA processing. Gene Ontology annotation, cellular component: nucleus. The record is from RefSeq and is a predicted model, not a curated record. The transcript has a single exon.